Molecule: messenger RNA, 1120 nt
Organism: Oppiella nova
Lineage: Eukaryota; Metazoa; Arthropoda; Arachnida; Sarcoptiformes; Oppiidae
Source: the annotation of a GenBank genome assembly
AAAACAACAGAUUCUGUUAGUUUUAAUUAAUUGUUUUAUAUUUAUUAUUGAAGAUAUCAUUUAAUUGCCCAAAGAAGACAUAAAAGGAGCGCCAAUUGCCACCAUGUCUUCAAUAAUUGAGCUGAUUAUGGAUGAGCCAGACCACCUUAAAUGUCUGUUUGUGAACACAUUAAACUCUUCAGACAAAUGUAAUUUUACACAAAGUAUCGAUGAUUGUGGGUAUGAUGGUAUGAUUUAUGAUUUCACACAUUUGGUGUAUUGUGAUAUCGGUGAUGAAUACCGGGCCGCUUCUCUCGUCGUACUCUUUGCCAUCUUAUUAUUCCUCUUCCUAUCGAUGGGUGUAGUGGCCGACGAGUUUUUAUGCCCGGCUUUACUCACGAUAUCUAAAACACUACGAUUGCCCGAUAACAUUGCCGGUGUUACAUUCUUGGCCUUUGGAAAUGGAUCCCCGGAUAUAUUCUCGGCCCUCAGUGGUGUCUCACAAGAUAAACCGCAGCUUAUAUUCUCCGGUCUUUUCGGGGCCGGCAUAUUUGUGACCACUGUUGUGGUCGGUAGUGUACUACUGACCGGUCAGUUUGAAGUUAUGCAACGGCCAUUAAUGCGUGACAUUGCAUUUUAUGUGGGUGCCACUUUUAUGGUCUGGUUUAUCUUAUGGAGGACUAGGAUUUAUCUCAAGAAUGCAAUCGCGUUGGUGGCCGUAUAUGUGUGUUAUAUCGCAGUCGUGAUAAUCGGCCGAUACUUUUAUUUGAAGACCAAGAAAGCCAAAGACGCGCAGAAAAGCGAGACAUCGUCUGUGGAUUCAACGGAUGUCAGUGUCAUUUCGGACAGUAUUGAUAGGAAUAGUAAGAGUAGUCCCGAUCCCGAAGCUUUUGAUGGAAAUAUAACCUUUAAGAGUAAGAGCAAUAAAAAUUUGACGACAAAACGGCAAACAUCGCGGUCACUGAGCGAGGAACAGGAUAUUGUCUUAACCCGCUUCUACCGAAGGGGCACUUUGAGGACACCUCGACACAGCCGGGCCAACUCAUUUGUCAAGAAGUUAACCCGACACCAUCACGACAAUGUGCUGGCUGUCAUUGAACGCAAUUAUGACGACCAGUAUAACAAAGUGCUGGACAAACGU